Messenger RNA from Colias croceus (clouded yellow), 2472 nucleotides. It is a transcript of the gene sav, whose product is annotated as protein salvador homolog 1. Gene Ontology annotation, biological process: hippo signaling; apoptotic process; regulation of cell population proliferation. Lineage: Eukaryota; Metazoa; Arthropoda; Insecta; Lepidoptera; Pieridae. The coding region runs from base 99 to 1412 and encodes 437 amino acids. The transcript has 11 exons. Gene Ontology annotation, molecular function: molecular adaptor activity; protein binding. The record is from RefSeq and is a predicted model, not a curated record.
AAUCUGAAUUCCGAAUCUGGGAACCGAACGUGUGUAGACGGGCGUUUACAAAAUUGGCAUUAAUCAUUUGUCAUUGCCAAAUUACCAACAAAAUACAAAUGUCAAUACAGAUUACAGAAAAGCCUGGCCUCGAUCCUUACCACCAAUUUACAACAUUGUCGAAGCGUUUAAUUGCUGUUGUUGUUUAUACUCACCAAGUUUAUACAAACAUGAUAUCGCGCAAGGGACAAAAGGCAAUUAAUGAAGGUGUCGUAGGAAAGUAUAUAAAGAAAGAUACUCCACCGGAUUUACCAAUCAUUAAUGUAUGGACCACUGGCAAUAACAGAAGACCACGAAGUCAACCAUUUGGGACAAGCGAUGGAAGCUCUCAAAGUACUGAAAAUAAAUUUGGUAAAGCUCAAACAAUGAGUGGUCAUGCUGGCAAGUAUACUCCGAGUGAAUCAGUACCCAAUUUAGCGCACAGGUUUGCUAGUUUAUCCGCCGGGAGUGAAACAACUAGUGUUGCAAGCAAUUUUAAUUCUCAGCUUCAUUUGGACACAAAUAUAGCUUCACAUUCAACACUAAAUGAUAUUGAUGAUUCAUUUAGUCGUCAAAGUAGUUAUAGAUAUUAUCAUCAAACCCAGGAAGAUCCAAUUUAUCAAAAUCAGCAGCAGGUACAGCAACAAAAACAACAGCAGUACAGUUCAAGGGAGACCAGCAUGCCUAGAAUAUCUUCUAAUUUGAGUUUAACACCCAGGAUCCAUCCUCCAUCUCCACACUCUAUAAGACUUCAUGUUACCGAUUCCUAUAAUUCCAGCAGCCAAUCAUCACCAAUUUAUACAAAUUAUGUUAACACUCCUGCUCUUCCAUAUCAUAAUAAAAAUCAUGGUGGAAAUAUGAUAACUUCUAGUCAAGCCUCGGAUGAAUGCGAAUUACCAUUACCGCCUGGUUGGUCUGCUGACCGAACUCUUCGUGGGCGUCGUUACUAUAUGGAUCAUAAUACUCAAACAACUCAUUGGACACACCCUUUGGAGAGCGUACCCCGCCCAUGGCAACGCGUGUCGACGCCUCAGCAUGGGGUCUAUUAUUUUAAUGAAAUAACACAACAGACAACAUAUGCACACCCUUGCCUGGUGGGAGGAUGCUAUUUGGUGAGCCCACUCGUUCCGACACUUGUGCCGCCGUAUCUUUUGGAGGAAAUUCCACACUGGCUGGUCGUUUACUCGAAAGCUGAUCAGGAAUUGGAUCACAAAUUACGUUGGAAUAUGUUCCGUCUGAGCGAGUUGGAUUGCUAUUCAGAUAUGCUUACACGACUUUACAAACAAGAGUUACAACUAAUUGUUAUGAAGUAUGAACAAUAUAGGUCUGCUUUGCUGCAAGAACUUGAAAGAAGAAGACGAGCAAAGUCAUACAAUGCACUCACAAAUCAUUGAUUUUGUAAUAAAUAGUUUUAUUGAACUGUGAUCUUAGAUAGUAUAUAAAAGAACAGUUAUGGAAACAAGUGCCUUAAAUUUGCCUAGGAGGCUUUUAUAAAAAAAAUUAUUGAUCUAAAAUUGCUAAGAUAUAAAUCAGUUUACUAAUGCAAUAAUUUAGAUUGCACAUAUUUUAAUAAAAUUAUUUUGAAUAAUAAUGUAAUUAAUCAUGAUAAUUCAAUCUAUUUAUAUUUAAACCAACAGGUUAAAAGCAUAAUUAUUGUUGUCACAAAUAAGGACAGAAUUGUAAAAAAUAUUUGCAUUAUAUACAAAUAAAAAGCAUCCAAUUAUGUCAUUGGAAACUCUGUGUUUAUUAGAAGACUAAAAUAGGCAAUAGCUUUCUUCCAAACAACUCUUUACUUUUAAUUUUUUUCAUCUUAUUAUGGAACUAUAGAAGAUACAACAUGUCAACAGAUUUUCCAGUUGUAUCAAGUUGUUCCUGUAAGAACAAUUGAGAAGCUAUUAUUAUGUAUGUGGUGUAGGUACAUAGCUUUGCACACCUUCAUGCUAAAUAGCUGUGACACAAAUUUGUUGGUAAAACCGAAGGAUCACAUAAGAUAUUAUCAUUCUUAAUUUUAUUAUUGCAUCUACAAUUUUUCAGGUAGGUUAAUUAUUACAGAUGCUGAAAGUACAUAUUUAAGCACACUUUCUUCAAAACUAUUUAUUUCAAUAUGUAUAAUUUAGGUUUUCAAUCAUUUCUUUUAUACUUAUUUGUGAAUAACAUAAUGAAGCGUGUAUAAUCUUCCAAGGUGACACUGGCAGAAUUACGAAAUACUAAGCAAAAUUGCCAUUAAAUAAAAAAUUGGAUUGAAUUUGAGCACAAGUUUUAAAAUAUUUAUUUGCAUUUCUUGCCUUUUUAGCUAAUAUAUAACAGCUACGUUAUGUUUAUUGUUUAUUAAAUAAUAUUUUGAUAUUAUGGAAAGUAAAAAAUAAUAACUUGUAUUGGAUGUUUUUUCUACCGUCUUGCACUAUUUAAUAAGAUUAAGUAUAAAUCACAGAACAAUAAAUUAUUUACAUUUGA